Dendronephthya gigantea is the source of this 942-nucleotide messenger RNA. RefSeq names its product limbic system-associated membrane protein-like. Lineage: Eukaryota; Metazoa; Cnidaria; Anthozoa; Malacalcyonacea; Nephtheidae. The transcript has 3 exons. Bases 365 to 802 code for a protein of 145 amino acids. The record is from RefSeq and is a predicted model, not a curated record.
UGAUGGAUCAAUACAAUCACUAGCAGAAAUACAAAAUGAUGGCAAACCAAAAAUAGUUACCAAAAAAUUGCUUGGGAUUGAAAUACGAAAGCCAGCAACAUUGAUUUUAAACAAAGUUAAUGAAAGUUAUAAUGGAACAUACCAGUUUGCACUUAAAACAGCUCUAACGACCAUAUCUUCUGUUUCCGUUUUUAUCACAAAAACGCCAUUGGUAACAGUCAAUUGUUCCCGUUAUGUCAGAAAAAAUAUAAGCGAUGUCUUCUCGUGUCCAUGCGAAGGACAAGGUGGCAAUCCUCCUGCCAGAGUUACCUGGUAUAAAGAUAAUAAAAAGAUUAGCGACACAGGAAAAGAAAGUCAAUUAUUAAUGUUCCGUGUCAACAGUAAAAGUGAUAGUGGGGAGUAUACUUGUGAAGCUAAAAGCCACGAAAACGCAGUGAAUAAAACAGUUAUUGAGUUGAUUGUGAAUUAUCCACCUGAAGAGACAAAAAUAACGUUUACAAGAAACGCUGAUAAAUCAGUUACUGUAAAAUGUUCAGCUCAGGGGGAACCUGCACCAAGCUAUAAAAUAUUCUUCAAUGAUACUAAGUUACUGGCCAGUAGCAAUACCUAUAAAAUACCUGAGGUGAACAAUAAUACUGUUGGAUAUUAUAAAUGUGUUGCAAAGAACAUUCUUGGAGCUGAUUCUUCACAGCCAAAAUAUUUAUCCAUAACAGGUAAGCUAUUCAUUUUCUCGAGAUGUAGGAGCACGUGCAGAUCAAUUAUUUGUCUGAGAUUCAAAGGGUUUUUUGAGAGUUUUGGAUAAUUGUAUUCUAAAAUUGCCAUUCUUUGCCUAUUAGCUCAUUUAUAUACAACAUUGCUGACUAGGAGUAGAAAAAUAUUUUCCCACAUGCAAGUACACCCUAAACCUAUUUAAAUUAUCUAAGAUUUUUACGACUGGUAUUA